Molecule: messenger RNA, 2952 nt
Organism: Coregonus clupeaformis (lake whitefish)
Lineage: Eukaryota; Metazoa; Chordata; Actinopteri; Salmoniformes; Salmonidae
Exons: 9
Coding region: 147-929 (260 amino acids)
Source: RefSeq, a predicted model, not a curated record
ACAAUGAGACUAAAUAAAAACAGUCACUUUCGCCUCGCUGUGUAUCGAUUUAUGAUGACAUCAUCCAGAAAGCCGACUGGUCUUAAAUAGAGAUGAUAAAGGUCGGUGUGUCAGAUCGAUAAUAGGUUGAUAACGCUAAUCGAGAUAUGGCAGCAGUCAGCUUCUCCGAGGCGCUCUGUCAGCCGUGCGUUUAUCACGAGAAAUUCAGAGUUGAGCUGAAUGUGAAGAGACCCCUGAUGCCUGUCCACCUGAGUCCAGAGCAGGUGGGCCUGGAGAUGCUGUAUCUCUGUGGACAACUGGACCUUCUCAUCAGGGCACAGGUACACCAGUUCCAGGAGCAGCUGAGACAGGACUGUAGCCCUGAGGAGUCGAACACUUUCCAGGAGCAAGGGGCAGAGAUUAUUGACCAGAUGCUCCAAUGCUUAGAACACCUGCCAAAACCUAUGCCGCACCUGGAGGACUAUCUGGACAUGGUGGGUCUGUCGACCAUGUACCCUCGCGUGGAGGUCUUCCUCAUCCAGGGCAGUCCAGUAGACAUGCUGGAGAAACCCCCAAUGGACGAAUACUUCUCACACAUCGGGAGGCUCAAUCAGCUACUAGUACUUAGUCAGCAGCUAGAGGAGGAUGUGAAACAUCUCGGGAGCCACAAAUACAUCGCCCACCAGCUGUCAGUCAUAUAUCAAGUGCUCAGCUCAUUCCGAGGCAUCCAGCCGCUGUCAGUCCUGAAGAAAGAGAUUGAGGCCAACUUCAGACAGAUGAAGACGUCUUUGGUGACAGAGGAGGGCUCCAGGCAGGAGCCUCAGCUCCCAGCAUACUACAUCAGCUGGAUAUUAGAGCUGACUCGCAGUAUAACGUCGACAGUCUCCUCGCUACCAGAGGAGCUCACUGAAGACCUGAGUCCAGCCAUGACAUUUGUGUCCCAGCUAUGACAUCAGACCUGACCUCUACCUGACCUCACAACACUUAACAUUGGGCCUGUGUUAACUAUUACCAACCCGUGGAGCUGAGGGUCAACAUUUUAUACUUUUUUAAAAAUUAAUUUCCGACAGACCCACCCAGUGAUUCAAGAAUGAUGUUUUGACAUAUCAAUGUCAUUUGAUUGAAUAGGGUCCCGAGCGCUCAUUGGUUAACCGGAUUAAUGUGUUAUGUGUUAGGCCAAAUGUCUAAAAAGAGGUGCUAAAUAAUGUUACUGUAUGAAAUUGCAUUUUAACAAAUUAAUGUUUACAUUGGCCAAUAAAUUAAAUUGAGAGAUAAGCCUAUAGACUGAAAAUCUACUGAAUUCGGAAUGUCAAUAACAGAGAUUGACAACCUCAUGAGUCAUAGAUUUUAUAAAAAAAAAAAAAAAAAAAAAAAUAAGUAUGUGGCUGCGGAUCCGACUUUUUGGGGCUUCUGCGCAUGUGCGGAUCACGUUCUACGCAUGUGUAUAUUCUCUACUUUAUGCAAAGAGAACAGGCUAACCAGGCGAAUGGUGGUCGUUUAAUAAAGUUAGAUCGAAGCUGAAUCCAGAGAAGAACGACUGCCCCCUCUCAUUGAAGCCACGGAAGUUCAAGGCCGACCGCGGUACAGCAGGCAUUGUUAGCAAAAAAACAGGAUCCCCCAUUAUAGUGUAUGGAAAAAUAGAAAUCCUCAUGGUCAAUCUUCGUCUAAAUAAAUACACAUUUGAAAGACAAUCAUGGUACCAAUAAUUGCUUCUAAUACACCAGCUGUAUGUCAUUGAACCGAUUAUUUUAAAAUCGCAGACAGAAGAAGUUAUAAGGAUAGUUUAGUUGCUAAUGGCAGCCUGCAAGUACCCCAGUUGGCUAUCAACUUGCGUUACUCAGCACUGCAAUGUCUCUUCCUGGAGUACCUCAAACUGCGCAUGUUAUGUAUCCCUGAGGUGAGGAGCUGUCUGGACACGCAUGGUGCCCAAAUUGAUGACGUCUGUCGAGCAGCGAGAGUCGAGUGGAGACCAACGGAUUCGGUUCAGUCAGUCGUCCUGAUGAGCUAGCUAGUUUAUGCUUGUGGCUAUAAACUUCAGCGAGAAUUUGAAACUUGUCUGCCGAAGUUGGGAUUUGGGAGUGUUCAGAAUCAUUCCAUUUUUAUCGUAGUAACUUUAUUUUUUACAAAAAUGUAAAGUUAGACGUUUUAGUUGAAAAUCACUACAAUAAAUGUGCUUUAGUUGGAACCCUGUUCUGAUAUUGGCUACACUAUUUAGCUACUUCCCUCUCCUUACUGCGGCAAGCAGGAGCGAAGGAUACUGGGCACCAUGUUGUUGUGUUGUCGGGUUGCAGCGCAAACGCUCCCCAUCGAGCAGUGUAUACUAUCACGGGGACAUCCAGAUGGUUACUACAAAUACCAAGUUAUUUCUUAUGUAUGUAGCCCAACCGGCCACAGAUGGCACUAUUACGCAUUUUACAUAUUUUCUCGUCUGCGUCCAAGAGUAUACACUCGUGUCCCCCGGCGACCGGCCUGUACAUAAAACAUUCUCCAUUCAGGUUACUUCCUGAUGUUGCACAAGCUUAUGAGCAAGGGGUAAACAACAGACUGCUGCAUAGUGGUUGGCUGAACAUCAGGAAGUAGCAUUAGCCACUCUAGCAUGGUGGUGGAAAAUUGUGUUUUAUUUAGACAGUACGCAUAUUUUCCCAGUCUUUUCUGCCAGCUAACCAUUUAAAGCUAGUUUAGGAGGAACUCCGGACACAAGUGUAUAACUGGCUGCAUAGAGUCCAGUUGUACACAGAUGACAAAUGACGUACAAGGAAUAAUAGUGCCAUGUGCGGCCGGUUGGGCAAUCGUGAAGCCUGCUUUCCUACUCAAAAUAAAUACUAUAAGUUAUUUCCCCCUUGCCGAUCAAAAUAAACAUCACUUUAUUUUACAAGUUUUAUUCAUUCUACUGGAUCAGUGUCCCGAAAUCGGGACAGUUGUUGCUCAAUAUGCGAUAUUUGACUAGAAUGGCGUUGUAAACAACAGCCAACU